Pestalotiopsis fici W106-1 is the source of this 1341-nucleotide messenger RNA. RefSeq lists its product as uncharacterized. Gene Ontology annotation, cellular component: fungal-type cell wall. The transcript is spliced from 2 exons. The coding region runs from base 1 to 1341 and encodes 446 amino acids. NCBI's taxonomy places the organism in Eukaryota, Fungi, Ascomycota, Sordariomycetes, Amphisphaeriales, Sporocadaceae. The record is from RefSeq and is a predicted model, not a curated record.
AUGAAGUACUCUGCCGCCCUCGCUCUGGCUUCGGCCGCUGCCGUCAGCGCCGACUGCUCCAUUACUUCCUUCCUGGAGAAUGGAAACUGGUACUGUGAGGCAGUCCAGCUCAUCAGCUACGCCGGUCUCGACACCAGCGGUUCUUACAAGGCCGUCUCCAACAUGGACACAAGCACUGGUGACUGCACCUUUGAGUCCAAGUCUUACUCUGGCUCCAUUGCCCCAUUCGACGAAGAGCUCUCUGUUCACAUUCGUGGUCCCACUCAGCUGAAGCAGUUCGCCGUAUACACGCCCGCCUCUGCUUCCACCAAGAAGCGCGCAGAGCACAAGUCUCACCACAAGCGUCACGGCCACCAGCACCUCCACACCAAGAAGCACACCGAGUCCCAGAAGGAGGAGGCCCGUGCCGUCGGCGACAUUGUCACCGCCACCAUUGAUGGAAAGGUUGUUUCCUGGAUCAACACCUGGUCCGGUGAGGAUUCCGAUGACUCGGCUUCUUCUGCUACCACGACUAGCGCUGCUACGUCGACCACCAAGGCCAAGUCCUCCAAGAGCAGCGCCACCUCCACCGCGACUGCCGCUGCUGCCACCGGUGACUACCAGCGUAUCGCCUACUACAAUGCCGAGGAUGGCACUGCCGAUGGUGUCACUUUUGUUGGUGCCUGGGGUGGUGUUGCUGGAUCCGGUACCUGGGAUACCAAGUUCGGAAACAGUCUUUCCUACCUGAGCGCCGAUGGUACCACCGGUGCCGAGUCCUCGACCGUCCUUGACAACGUCCUUGUUGGUGACAACGUCGAGUACGCCAUCUUCUCCGACGUCGAGUGUACCGCCGACGACGCUGACUGCGGCUACUACCGCCCCGACUCCGUCGCCUACCAGGGCUUCGGUGGUGCUGACAAGGUCUUCCUGUUUGAGUUCACCAUGCCUCUUAGCGGCGAGACCUCUGGCACCAACCCCGACAUGCCUGCUAUCUGGCUCCUGAACGGAAAGAUUCCCCGCACCCAGCAGUACGGUGACUGCUCUUGCUGGGCCACUGACUCGGACAGCGAUGGCUGUGGUGAGGCUGAUCUUUUCGAGGUUCUGUCCCAGGGUGACACCAAGGCCAAGUCCACCUUCCACUUCCUCAACUCGCUCGGCAGCUCCGACUACUUUGAGCGCCCCACCGAGGACUACAUUCAGAUCGCCGCUGUCUUCCGCUCCUCCGACUCUACUGCUUCCAUCAAGGUUCUGGACUCGUCGAUCGACUUUUCCUCGUCCCUUACCACGGACACUGUCGAUGGUUUCAUUAGCGAGACUGACAGCCUGCUGUCCACCAUCAUGGACUUCAUCUCUUCCCUGUAA